CCGAUUGGAGGAUAGGAAGGGCCCUUCCGCGCUCUGAUUGGCCGGAGGCAGAGGCACCCGCAACCGUUGGGGUUUGGAGCGGGUCUCCACGUGGGGGGAGGAAGAGGAGCGAGAGCCGUUGGGGGUUCUUGGGGGCGUCGCCAUGGAGGGGGAGAAGGAGAAGGCCUCGGACCCCGUCCCGACUAAGAAAAAGAGGAAGCAGCCCCAGAGGUACUGGGAGGGGGACGGGGGCCAGGCCCCAGAGCCUACAGGGGCCACAGCGGCAGACACGAAGAAGCCACGGCCGGAUGGGGGCUCCCGGAGGAAGAAAAGAGAGCCUGACCGCCAAAAGAACAGGAUCUCCGGGAAGGUGGAUCCCUUCCCUGGGGACCCUGCCGUCCCGGCUGAACGGAUUAAGAAGUUCCAGAGAGGAAAAAAAGAGAAGCUGAAGGCGGCCUCGAACCGGCGUCUCAAGCACCAGCUGGCCUUGCAAGAAGAGAAGGCGGAGGCAGCUGCCAAGCAAGCGGCCCGGACGGAGCUGCUGCUCCUGGAGGAGCCCGGGUUUCUGGAAGGCGAAGAAGGCGAGGACACCUGUACCAUCUCCCAGUCGGACAUUGCAGACGCGGUGGACCUCGCGGCCGGUGCCAAGCAUUUUGAGCUCAGGCUGAACCAGUUUGGGCCCUACAGAGCGAGCUACACCCGCAACGGCAGGCAUCUCCUCCUGGGAGGACGCCGGGGCCACGUGGCAGCUCUGGACUGGCACACGAAAGCCCUGAUGUGCGAAAUCAACGUCAUGGAAUCCAUCAACGACCUCACGUGGCUGCACACGGAAACCAUGUUCGCGGUGGCCCAGCGCCAGUGGCUGUACGUCUACGACAACCAAGGCUUGGAGCUGAACUGCCUGAAGCGUUUUUACCGGGUCCAGCGGAUGGAGUUCCUGCCUUACCACUUCCUCCUGGCUACAGCGAGCGAGACGGGAUUCCUCCAGUACCUGGACAUCUCCGUGGGGAAGGAGGUUGCUGCCAUCUGCACCAAGGGGGGCCGGCUUGGCGUGAUGGCCCAGAACCCCUCCAAUGCCAUCAUCCACCUGGGCCAUAGCAACGGCACCGUGACGCUCUGGAGCCCCAAUGUCAAGGAGCCGCUAGUCCGGAUGCUCUGCCACCGAGGGGGUGUCCGGGCCCUGGCCGUAGAUGCCACUGGCACGUACAUGGCCACCUCGGGCCUCGACCGGAAGCUCCACCUCUACGACCUGCGUGCUUACCGGCGCCUCCACUCCCUGUUGCUGCCCAUGGGGGCCGGUCAUCUGGACUUCAGCCAGCGGGGGCUCCUAGGGGCCGCUUGUCAGGAGGUCGUCCAGUCAUCUAGUCCAGCCGCAGCCUUAGCGUUGGCUUGCCUCCUGGUCGCUCAUUUCGGGGAGGGGGUCCCCACGAAGCUCGGCCCUCUGCGGUUUGGGGGGCCCUUCCCUCUCAGCUGCCCGGUUCUUUUCCUCCCACAGAUCCCAGCAGAACUGAUCUCUCUCGACACGGUCCAGCUGGGGGCGGUGGACAUCAUCUCCUUGGAGCAGAGCCAUAAGGAGCGCGUGGAGCGGCUGGGAGAAAACCUGCCCAAGGAGAAAUACUUUCCCUUCCCGUUCCCCUGCCUUGCUCCUCUACAGACGGCGAUCCGGAAGAGCGUGGCAAAGAAGCUGGAGGCUCAGAAGCAGCAGCAGGAGGAAGCCACCAAGGGGGCUGCCCCGCCAGGGCAGAGGUCAGCGCUGGACCGGUUUAAGAAGUAGCCGUGGGAUCGAGUGAAGCAGCGGCAGAAGCUGGAGCCGCCCCCCGUGGGGGCAAGACAAGGGGCCCGGGGCUCAGUUAAGGGACUGUUCUGGGGCUGGGUGGGGUGGGUUUGUGACUAGAAGGCCCCCAUCCUGGACCUUCAACCCCCCUUUUCCUGUAAUAAAAGAACCUAGUCUGUUUUCCGCCUGCCUCUGUGCAGAUCUUUCGCUGUGGAUUUGAGCAAUGUGUGUGCCUGUGUGUUCAGGCCCAGAGGGGGCCUCGAGAGGGAGCUUUGUGGCCCUUUUAAGGUUCUGUGGAUUUAGUUUGGCCGAAGCCUCUAUGGGAUGGCAGCCCACCCCUUCGGAUGCCUCUCCGUCCCGGAUUCCUGUACGGGCAGGGGGUCGGUCUAGAUGGCCUCACGGGUUCCCUCCCCACCCGCCGAUUCUGUGGCUUCUGCCGAAGGUGCUGCCAGUGACCUCCCUGGUUGGGUCAGCAGGUAAGAAAGUCUGGCCAGGCAGGGGUGCAGAUUUGCAGGCCUGGCCUCCCUCCCC
Molecule: messenger RNA, 2284 nt
Organism: Pogona vitticeps (central bearded dragon)
Lineage: Eukaryota; Metazoa; Chordata; Lepidosauria; Squamata; Agamidae
Source: RefSeq, a predicted model, not a curated record